AUGCCGCUUGCUUUCCCCUUUGCUUUCAGGUGUGGGCAGAGGGGAGAUCCAAAAUCAAUACGCUAUCAGCUUGGCUUGCAUUUUUUGGGCAUUUCGGCGCCAGGGCCUGGUUUCUUUGAACACGCAGAGUAUGAGUUCAUUCUCCAGGCUGGAGAUGUGGCAAAACGCUUAAAACCUCGUCUUCCUCCACCACCUUUGGCUGGUUUGACAGAAGAUGAACUGAGAAGCUUGCUGCCAGUUGGUGAAGCAUUUCUUCGAAUAGAAGAGCGGACAGCUCUUCGUCUUCCAGAGCCAGUCGAUUACUUUUCCAUUGAUGUUUGGGAGGAGCGAUCGAAUUGGCUGAACACACAAAGGAAGCUUCUGGGCCAGUGCUAUAUCCCCUUGGAGCAGCGCUUCAACAAGAGGCUUUGCACCUGGUCAAUCGUCAAGGAGAAGUCAGAAGUUGGGCUGAUCAUUUGCAGGUUCUUUCUUGGCACAACGCCUGCACCUGUUCGCGGCUUGCAUGUCGUCCGCGCAGCAACCAGGUCAAGUGAGCUUCGCCUGGUGUGGGAGCUUCCUACAAGUGAUGGGGACUUGCCAUUGCGCGGAUACAGGAUUGAGGUACGGAGUGAAGCUGAACUUUGCCGGGUGAAGAAGCACAAAGAGCUCAAGACGAAGCGCGUGUCAACACGUCGAGGAGGAAAAACAAUCAUCACAAGGCCUCAACAAUCGAAGGCUUGGCCUGUUGAAGCCUUUUAG
Messenger RNA from Durusdinium trenchii, 738 nucleotides. The record is from the annotation of a GenBank genome assembly. Lineage: Eukaryota; Dinophyceae; Suessiales; Symbiodiniaceae.